CGGGGGUACCGCCCGCAGCGCUGCCCACAGCGUCCCGCCUCCUCCUCGGGCUAUAAACGUGAGGCCGGAGAGCCUGUUAAGGUGUUGUUCGUGCCGAGCCGUCGGGGUAUAGCCGGGCAGCCAGCGUCCCUGGGCGAGGAAGAUGCUGCCGAUCAGGAAGACAGCGAAGCAGGGCAAAAGGGGUAUUCUAGAACGCUUGGAUGCUGGAGAAAUUGUGAUUGGAGACGGGGGAUUUGUCUUUGCUCUUGAAAAGAGGGGAUAUGUAAAAGCUGGACCUUGGACUCCUGAAGCGACUGUAGAACAUCCAGAAGCAGUUCGUCAGCUUCACCGAGAAUUCCUCAGAGCUGGAUCCAAUGUCUUGCAGACCUUCACCUUUUAUGCCAGUGAGGACAAACUAGAGAACAGGGGCAAUUAUGUAGCUGAGAAAAUAAGUUGCCAAAAAGUAAAUGAAGCUGCUUGUGACAUUGCAAGAGAAGUGGCUAAUGAAGGUGAUGCUUUAGUGGCUGGAGGAGUCAGUCAAACACCAUCUUACUUAAGCUGCAAGGAUAAGUCAGAGGUUAAAGCAGCCUUUCAAAAGCAACUGGAAGUCUUUAUGAAGAAGAAUGUGGACUUCCUAAUUGCAGAGUAUUUUGAACAUGUUGAAGAGGCUGUCUGGGCAGUCGAAGUUCUAAAAGAAUCUGGAAAGCCAGUUGCAGCUACGAUGUGCAUAGGCCCAGAAGGAGACAUGCAUGGAGUUCCCCCUGGACAAUGUGCUGUCCAGCUGGUAAAGGCUGGUGCUUCUAUAGUUGGAGUUAACUGCCAUUUUGAUCCAGAAACUUCCAUCGAAACUGUGAGGCUGAUGAAAGAGGGCUUGCAGGCUGCUAAACUGAAAGCCCACCUGAUGUGCCAGCCACUUGCUUUCCAUACACCUGAUUGUGGAAAGCAGGGUUUUAUUGAUCUUCCGGAAUUUCCCUUUGGUCUGGAGCCAAGAAUUGCUACCAGAUGGGACAUUCAAAAAUAUGCAAGAAAAGCCUAUGACUUAGGAAUUCGUUACAUUGGAGGCUGCUGUGGAUUUGAGCCAUAUCAUAUCCGAGCAAUAGCUGAGGAGUUGGGUCCUGAAAGAGGAUUUUUGCCAGAAGCUUCUGAGAAACAUGGUAGCUGGGGUGAUAACCUGAGCAUGCAUACCAAACCGUGGGUCAGAGCAAGGGCAAGAAAAGAAUACUGGGAGAAUCUGAAGCCUGCUUCAGGCAGGCCAUAUUGUCCUUGCAUGUCAAAGCCAGAUGGCUGGGGAGUGACCAAAGGAGCCAAGGAGCUGAUGCAACAGAAAGAAGCAACAACUGAGCAACAGCUGAAGGAGCUCUUCCAGAAAAAGAAGUUCUAAUCCACUGCAGUUGUGUAAAUCUUAAAAUGAUUUAUCUACAGACCAUCUCAUGCUUCAGAAGAAAAUCUGUGAAGAUGAGUACUGUGUUGAUUUAUCAGUUAAAAUGUAAUGAAAGAGACAAAAUGUAGAAAGAAUGUGAUUACAUAGUAAAUGUGUAUAACUUUGAGAAUUAAAUACUUCUCUGGAUGAAUAGUUUAAAAAAUACGCAGUCAAAAUUAAUUUUGGAUUCUCAUACUAAUUGAGCUUCUGUUAGCUGCUUGCCAUUAAUUGGGUAGACACAGAACUACCUGAAAAGUAAUAAUUGGCUCUACUCACCUGUGAAAAAAGAAAAAGCUAUCUAUGAAUACAGUAGCAAUGCACUUCAACUCACAAGUCUGUUUUCAGUUUGGUAUCAUGGGAGGAUAUACACAAACUGCCAAUUUUUUGUGGUCACUUUCCUGGUCAAGAGAAAAUUAAAUCUUAUAAUUGUAAUCAAAACCUAAGGAAAGUAAGAUCUUGCAGGAAUUUCUUAUAUGCAGAGAGCUUUUAGAAGAAAAAAGGGGCAGGUAGGUAACUCAAUUUUUGUCUUCAAGUACCGUGUACACAAGGUUUAGUCUUCUGGGGACUAAAAGGCUUAAGAAAUUACUCUGCAAUCUUAAAAAAAAGGUCAAAUAAAUUAAAAAUAAUAUAAUGAAAUAGUAUUGUAUUAUCUUCACACUUUAAAUUGUAAGACCUCAAAAAGA
Messenger RNA from Catharus ustulatus (Swainson's thrush), 2082 nucleotides. RefSeq names its product betaine--homocysteine S-methyltransferase 1. Lineage: Eukaryota; Metazoa; Chordata; Aves; Passeriformes; Turdidae. Gene Ontology annotation, molecular function: zinc ion binding; betaine-homocysteine S-methyltransferase activity. The record is from RefSeq and is a predicted model, not a curated record. The coding region runs from base 143 to 1360 and encodes 405 amino acids. The transcript has 8 exons.